Rhizopus microsporus ATCC 52813 is the source of this 815-nucleotide messenger RNA. RefSeq lists its product as uncharacterized. Lineage: Eukaryota; Fungi; Mucoromycota; Mucoromycetes; Mucorales; Rhizopodaceae. The coding region runs from base 26 to 337 and encodes 103 amino acids. The transcript has 7 exons. The record is from RefSeq and is a predicted model, not a curated record. Gene Ontology annotation, molecular function: chromatin binding; protein heterodimerization activity. Gene Ontology annotation, cellular component: FANCM-MHF complex; Fanconi anaemia nuclear complex. Gene Ontology annotation, biological process: resolution of meiotic recombination intermediates; replication fork processing.
AUCGUUUUCUUUUGUUGAAUUUGCAAUGGAUGAGGAUAACGAAUACAUGACCGCAUUAUUAUAUAAUGUGAAAGAAAUUGCUGAUCGAGAAGCGCGAUCACUUGGAAAGGAAACUUCACCAGAAUUUGUAUUGUCAUUGACCGAAGUUUUAGCCUCUCAAAUAAAGUUAUUGGGUCAGGAUUUAGAAGCAUUUGCAAGACACGGUAGACGUUCAGUUAUCUCAAUGGAGGAUGUCAAGCUAUGUGCCCGUAGAAACGACACAUUGUAUGAGGUUAUCUCCGAGACAGCAAAGGAAAUAGCUGAAGAUGCCAAUAAACGAAAGCAAAGAAAGUUAUAAAAGCUUACGUUCCUGUUCGUUCACUUGCAUCAUUUGCUGUCGAAGAUCAUCUGCGUGAAUGCAUCCGUGAUCAAUAGGGAAUAAGCCAGUUACAGCUUCGGCUAGUGGAGUAGAUUUGUGUUGUUGUUGUUGAGCUGGCUCCGGACUUGGACUUCUAGGAGCUUUCCUGUCUUCUUCGUGUCCUUCUAUUAGCUUUUCACCCGUCUCCUUGUGAUUUUUCUUUUCUUUUCGAUCUUGCACAACGUCUUUAACAAACCCUGCCACAUCUUUCACAUAGCCCACAACACCUAAUUUUUCAGGUGAUAAGCUGUGCUGAGAAAUUCUUCGCUCGCUCUUUGGAGGAGGAGGAGGAGAAAUAGAAGGAGUGCGGAUGAUGUGUUUUUGUUGGUAUGGCUUCUGUUCUGGAACAACAGCUGUUUGCACAGGAAUAUGUUGAGGAAUGUCUUGGUGGUCCAUAAGAUAUAAAAUUAGAAUAGAG